Messenger RNA from Caenorhabditis remanei, 270 nucleotides. RefSeq lists its product as uncharacterized. The transcript has a single exon. The record is from RefSeq and is a predicted model, not a curated record. NCBI's taxonomy places the organism in Eukaryota, Metazoa, Nematoda, Chromadorea, Rhabditida, Rhabditidae. The coding region runs from base 1 to 270 and encodes 89 amino acids.
AUGAACAGCUCUUCGCGGGUGACCACUUUCUCGUCGAUCAAUUCUUUGAUAGCAGUUCCGAUUGCUUCUUCAUUGAAAUAUAAUGCGGCAGUGUCGAUGAGACGAUAUCCAGCCUUGACAGCGGCUUUGACAGCAGCCAUAACCUCUUCAGGACUAGAUUGCCAGGUUCCAAGCCCAACUGCUGGCAUCUUGACGCCAUUGGAGAGAGUAAUAAAGGGAGAAGAAGCAGUCAUUGUACGCAAAUCACUAAAAAUAAGAAAUAUUCAUUGA